Messenger RNA from Lycium barbarum (goji berry), 1114 nucleotides. RefSeq names its product bifunctional monothiol glutaredoxin-S16, chloroplastic. Bases 43 to 936 code for a protein of 297 amino acids. The record is from RefSeq and is a predicted model, not a curated record. NCBI's taxonomy places the organism in Eukaryota, Viridiplantae, Streptophyta, Magnoliopsida, Solanales, Solanaceae. The transcript has 2 exons.
ACCAUCAACCAUUUGCUCUUCAUCUUCUUCACCUUCUCAGCCAUGGCUACCUUAAACAUCUCAUUUCUAGCAAAACCCAAUUCUACCCUUCCCAUUAUCUCCAACUUCUCUUCCCAAAAUACCCCUUAUUUUCCCUCAUAUUCACUCCCCAAAACCUCCCUUUUCCCCCCUUCCAUUAUUACCCUCCGACCCAAAACCCGACCCAACAACACUCGCCACGUCAGUACAGUUAUUUCUGCAGCUUUCAAAAAGCUAUCUGAAACAGACCCUUUAGAAACUGAUGAAAUAUCUGGAACCUUCCCGCAGGAAUCAGGUGUGUAUGCGGUGUAUGAUAGUAAUGGUGAUCUCCAAUUUAUUGGUAUAUCAAGGAACAUAGCUGCUAGUGUUGUUUCACAUAAAAAUUCUGUACCCCAACUCUGCUCUUCUGUAAAGGUUGGUGUGGUUGAUGAGCCAGAUAGAACAGCUUUAACUGAAUCUUGGAAAUCAUGGAUGGAAGAACAUAUUGCGACCAAUGGAAAGGUACCACCGGGUAAUGAACCAGGAAAUUCGACAUGGGUACGUCAGCCUCCAAAGAAGAAGUCUGAUCUAAGGUUAACACCAGGCCGUCAUGUGCAGUUGACAGUGCCCUUGGAGGACCUCAUUGACCGGCUAGUGAAGGAGAACAAGGUGGUUGCUUUCAUUAAAGGGUCUAGAAGUGCACCACAAUGUGGUUUUUCACAGAGGGUAGUAGCCAUUCUUGAAAGUGAAGGUGUCGAUUAUGAAAGUAUCGAUGUCCUUGAUGAAGAGUACAACUCCGGGUUGAGGGAAACAUUGAAGAACUAUAGUAACUGGCCUACGUUUCCACAAAUUUUUGUGAAGGGUGAGUUGGUUGGUGGGUGUGAUAUCUUGACCUCCAUGUAUGAGAAGGGAGACCUUGCCAGCUUGUUCAAAAGCUAAAUGUUAAAAUUAGUAGUAAAGAGUGUGACUUUGUUGUAAGAAUUACACAUCUUUUGAACUAUUUCACUCAUCAGGAUAUCUGGUGUUGUGGAAAUAGUGGAAUAGUUGGAAGACGAAAUUCAUUUUCCCGUGUACAAGAGAAAUUUGUUAUAAGUAACAACGGAGGCAUAUUGUUUUA